GCAUGGGCAGUGAUGGGAUCUGGCAACACUGUCGAAAGCACGUUAUGAGUAUGACUGUGAAUUGUGACUUGUGCGUGUGAGCACGUGUUUUGUAUGAAUAUCACGAAGCCUCAUAAAAAAGAUGGGUGAUAUAGCACAGCGACCAAUUAUAAUCCGCGAUGCACAGCAGGAUGAAUCGAAAAAUCCUGCCUUUGUCACGAAACGCGAUCGUAUAGCGAGACAAUAUCAUACUAUCAGAAGUUGGAAACCACAGAGUGAUGUAUGGCCAUUGAUAGUUGGACGCGGUAUUCUGAUCGGCACGACGGUGAUCACUAGUCUUUAUUUGAAUCACCGAUUUAGAGCGAGGAUGAAGCUCCGAGAUGGGGUAUUUCCUACAAUGAUAGGUCUCGCAGUAUCGCCAGCUGCAGUGACAGCUAUAGUCCAUACGGAGUUGAUCAUGAAUAAGCUAUUAUUAUUAGAGAUACCAUGUCCUCUAUGCUUGGAGUCUAAAUCUGCUUUGAUGCAAACUUUUAGCGGAGUGUUUUUGCCAUUGAUACUUGUACCGCUUGGAAACUUCUCAAUUGCUACUGGCUGUGGAAUAUAUGUGCCACACGUAACUGACAUAAGAGGAAUAUUUAUACAUGUCCUAUCACUCUAUCAGCCGAUGUUUCCCAAGAUUGCAAUGAUUUUUACUUUUCAUGCGUUACUAGCUGGUUUUAUAACAUAUUCAGAAAUCAAAUCUUAUUUUCGAAUGUUAGAUAUGCAACAUUUAAUAGAAGAAGAAAAAGAGCAGAAAUUUGAAAAUAAUAUUCUUUGA
Molecule: messenger RNA, 796 nt
Organism: Trachymyrmex septentrionalis
Lineage: Eukaryota; Metazoa; Arthropoda; Insecta; Hymenoptera; Formicidae
Exons: 4
Coding region: 122-796 (224 amino acids)
Biological process (GO): mitochondrial respiratory chain complex I assembly
Cellular component (GO): mitochondrion
Source: RefSeq, a predicted model, not a curated record